Athene cunicularia (burrowing owl) is the source of this 1540-nucleotide messenger RNA. It is a transcript of the gene ANKRD40, whose product is annotated as ankyrin repeat domain 40. The record is from RefSeq and is a predicted model, not a curated record. The annotation marks the transcript as partial. Gene Ontology annotation, molecular function: protein binding. The transcript is spliced from 6 exons. Lineage: Eukaryota; Metazoa; Chordata; Aves; Strigiformes; Strigidae.
CUGCGGGAGGCGGCGGCGCUGGGGGACGCGGAGGAGGUGCGGAGGCUGGUGGAGCUGGGGGUCAGCCUCAACUCCCAGAACGAAGUCAACGGCUGGACUUGUUUGCACUGGGCAUGUAAACGGAACCACGCUGCAGUGGUGGCUUACCUGCUGCAGGCCGGCGCUGACAAGGAGAUCCUCACAAAGAAAGGAGAAAGGCCAGCCCAGUUAACGUCAAAGAGAGAGAUAAGGAAGAUGUUGGGAGUGGAAGAUGACGAACUCCCAGACUUAAGGAAAGAUUCGGAUCUGACAAUCAUCCCCAAUUAUCUGGCUAACCCACCUUUCCCUUAUGUUUAUAACACCAUGAGUGACAGUAUUCCAGAUCCCUCCGUGAAUGGGAGUGUCUCACACUUGGAAUCGCAAGAUAGCAACUCUUCUUCCUUAUCUGAUGUGGAGACUGACAGACGUGCGCCGUUACCACAUGGGAACGCUGCUCCUGGGGAAGCUGGUAACGGGGGGCUGCCAUCGCUGCCCAGAGCGGGUGCUGCACCCCCGCACUCCAAACCCAUCCUUCAGAGGGGUCCAGUUUACCAGCGCUCUGUGUCUUGGAGCAGAAGUCCCCCUUCACCGGUUGGAUCACAUCAGUCUGUACCUCAGCAGGAGAAUGGUUCCUGUAUGGGGCCUGUGCCAGCAUUUCAGCCGGUUUUCUUCACAGGAGCUUUUCCACUUAAUAUGCAAGAACUGGUGCUUAAAGUUAGAAUACAAAACCCUAAUCUUAGAGAAAAUGACUUCAUUGAAAUUGAACUGGACAGACAAGAACUGACCUAUAAGGAACUGCUCCGAGUGAGUUGCCGUGAGCUGGGUGUUAAUCCUGAGCACGUACAGAAGAUCAGAAAAUUACCAAAUACAAUGUUAAGAAAGGACAAAGAUGUGGCAAGGCUACAGGACUUCCAAGAACUGGAGCUUGUUCUAACAUUUCUUUGGAAACUACAGCAACCAAAGGAUUUUAUGGUCUUGAGUAAGAAUUUGCAGUCCGAGUUAGCUGUACGCUGUAUGUGGCCCUGUGAAUGGGAGCUGUGGGCGUAGCAUGCUGAGCAGGGAGCCACCCAACUAGCUGGAGGAGAUGCUGAGGCUAGAACUGCACCUGAAACCCAUACCGCCCCCGUGAGUCCCUCUGACUGGAGCUGGGUAUCCCCCACAGCCCUGUCUCCUUUCUCCGAGGCUGUGGCAGGGAAAGAAAGAAGGUGAUUCUUCCCCUGCAGUCAGAGGGGUCACCUGUACUACAGCUCAUGCAACAGGACUCGGUGCCCAGCUUCACCCCUGCUCUCUCUUUCCCAUCCAGUGACUAGCACUCUGCAAAGGGAGCAGCUUCAGCAGCAGUGACUGAGCACACAAGAGGGAGCCCUCUCCCAAUCUGCCUUGUAGUCGGAUGUCCAGUGUUCACCUGGAAGCACAGAUCCAUGCAAACACCCAAACUUCCUGUGUGCCAAUUAACUAGACUGAAGCUCAGUCUCCUAAGACUAAUAGUAGAACAUUUUGUCACAAUAAAAUAUCCUCUUCU